AUGCUGACCGAUCUGCUCCCGCAUUUGAAAUGUUGUCUGUGCGACGUCUUGAUGUCGCCGAUUGGUAGAGCCCCCACCUGUCUCGACUGUGGCCAUGUGUUCUGCUCGCCGUGUGUUGAGGAGAGCAGAUCGUUUUGCCCGAUUUGUCGUCUUCAAAGCUACCGUGCUCCACUGUGUCGGCCCAUGGCGGGUGCGUUUUUUUUUUGUUGGCUUUAGCCAAAAAAUCCGACAUUUCCUGGUGAUUUUCAACCGAAAAAGUCCGAAAUUUCUCGAUCAUUUUCAACCGAAAAAACCUGGGUUUCGGGGUAGAGAUGCCUCUACUUCAGAAGGUCGUAGCGACCUCAGUUUGCACUUUAAAACCUUGUUAUUUCUUAGACAAAAACUUAUGUCUUUUAAAAAUACAUAUUUCAAAUACGAAGUCUCUGCGCCGCCUCCGCCGGAAGUUAUAGCCUUCCACUUUCCUUCACGUUUUUUGUAAGACCCUGUAUUAGUCUGUCGGGAAAAUAAUGAGCACAACAUCGCUGCGGCAUCGCUUUGCUGAAUUGAAAAGCAAUUUGAUUUUUUCGCGACACAAUGGAUUCUUUCGAUAGCGAUGCGAUUUCUGAUGCGACAGGGUGCCCAUUAUUUUCCCGACAGACUGAAAAAAUAAAUAUUUGCAACUAGCAGAAAAUAAUUCUGUCUUAUUUGAAAUAUUUUUAGCCAUCCUCGAGCUCUACCACGGGAAUGUUUCGGGUCGUGAAGCGCCUCCACAACCAUCACCCCUGCCCACGGAGAUCCAUCUCGAAGACGUGGCAACUCCACAAUCGCAAAGCGAAGAAGACGUCGAUAGCGCCGUGGAGGACGUCGCCAAUCCCAAUAUUAUCUGUGGCCGGCACAAUUUGGCAAGGUAUGAUGUGGACCGCUUCUACGUCGUCAAAGUGCUGCACGCCGGAGUUCACGUCGAUCUUCCGCAGUUGCACAAUAUUUUCCCAGGUAAUGAAAAUACGAGCGGGCAAAAACAUUUGGUCCGAAGAGGGAACGUUGAGGAGAAAUGAUGGGGUAAAAGGGGACCAGGCGGAUUUUUUUAGAAUAAUUUUUUUGGUAUGUCAACAAAGUGAUGUGGUUAGAGGGGACCCCAGCGGAUUUUUUUAAGAUAUCUUUUUUGGUAUGACAAAAAAAUUAUGUGGAUUUUCGAUGCGACAGUGCUCGUUAUUUUCCCGACGGUUGAGCCUGCACUCUCCCCCUUUUCUGAACUUUCCCCCAAUCUGAACCCCUUUUUGAACACUCCCCCAUUUUGAAAAUUGAAAAAACGAGGUGUGACAUGUUAUACGAUGGAUUUUUUUUUCAAAUUGAAAAAACGGGGUGUGACAUGUUAUACGAUGAAAAUGUUUUUCAAACUAAGAAAUAUGAGGUGUGACAUCUUAUACGAUGAAAAUUUUUUUCAAAUUGAGAAAAAUGAGGUGUGACAUCUUAUACGAUGAAAAUUUUUUUCAAAUUGAAAAGAAUAAGGUGUGACAUCAAAAAGGGCUAGAGUUCAGAAAAGGGGUAGAGUUCUGCCGCAGCGUUUCCCGGCAGCCUGAUAAUACGUUCAUACGUUUUUUAGGUAGUGUAUUCGCGUUCGCGUACAAAGCCACGGACCAGAAGGGCUACAGAACCGGGAACAUCGUCAUUGGGCUGUUCACUGAGGAAGAGAGACUCCGAAUUUUCUCAUGCGAUGGGAAAUUUUUUGCCGGCAGAAUUCUCAAAGGUAAAUUUUUGAUCGCUACCUUGAAUUAUUACAAAUUAUUUUCCAGUCGUGCUCACCAACUCUCCCGCGUUGCCCAUUCUCCAAGCGAGUUUUUGCAAUUCCGCCGUCCUCGUCGAAAACAUCCCCUUCCUGGAGGCGAUGGAUUGUCUGGAAGAGCUGGUCGAUCACAUCGAAGGAACCGCUUCUCUGAGGGUGGGACGUGGCCCCAAUAAACAUCUCGGUGCGAUCCAUCUGCACGACUUCCGCGACGUCCGACCGGUAUUGGAGAAGAAUGGGAUCGUUCUGUUCCGAAAGCGCUUGACUCUGACCCCCAUUUCCCUGGCCCAGUUCAGCCAUUUCGAGACCUACUCAUCUUAUCUUUAA
Messenger RNA from Bursaphelenchus xylophilus (pine wood nematode), 2089 nucleotides. The record is from the annotation of a GenBank genome assembly. Lineage: Eukaryota; Metazoa; Nematoda; Chromadorea; Rhabditida; Aphelenchoididae.